GGCACAAUGGGGAAAGGCUUCUACGUAAGCAAGAUCGUGGGCUUUGUCUGCAUCUUCUUUGCGAUAGCUGCAGUGGCUACAAUAAUUGCUCUAGCAGUGGUUUAUUCAAAUGAGAAGUCCAACAAUGAUAAGGUAGAGAAUGGAGGAACCACCACCGCUCCAACAAGCACCACAUCAAACAUUGUUAUUACAGCCAGGACCACACCAACGACCACCUCCUCAACUAUAACCUCAGUAAAACCUGCCAAUACAACUCCUGCGUCCAAUGAAACAUGGGAUCAAUAUCGCCUUCCGCCUCACCUAGAACCAGAACUUUAUGAUGUUGACCUUAGACCCAUUUUAACAAAAAAUGACCAAGGACUCUACGUAUUUCAUGGAGUCAGCAAAGCCUAUUUCACAUGUAAAACAGCAACACAACAUCUCAUUAUCCACAGUAAAAAGCUCAAUUAUACCACAGACCCCCUACUCACUGAUGACACCGGCAGAAAUAUCAGCUCAAACCGACCCUUUUUUGCAGAGAAGACCAAUUAUUUAAUACUGCCUCUCAACGAACAACUUGAACCUAUGAAAAAAUAUGUACUUCACACGCAGUACGUGGGAGAACUGGCAGAUGAUCUGGCGGGAUUUUACCGAAGUGAAUAUGUAGAAGAUGGUGUCACCAAGAUCAUAGCCACUACACAAAUGCAGGCCCCUGAUGCGAGGAAGGCAUUCCCCUGUUUCGAUGAGCCGGCAUUAAAAGCUAAUUUCAGCAUCACGCUCAGACACAAACCAGACUAUGUGGCAUUGUCAAACAUGGGAAUUAUAAAUGUGGCUACUGAACAAUGGAAUAAUGAAACCUGGAAUAUUACAACGUUUGAGACUUCUCCAAGGAUGUCGACAUAUCUGGUGGCCUUUAUAGUUUCUCAGUUUCAAUCUAUUGGCGACAACAGGCGGAACGGGCGGAUCGUUAAAAUCUGGGGCCGUAAAAAGGCAAUUGUGGAUGAGAAUCAAGGAGAGUAUGCACUGAAUGUCACAAGGCCAAUACUGGAGUUUUUCGAAAACUACUACGGUGUUCCUUACCCGCUGCCAAAAUCAGACCAAAUAGCUCUCCCAGACUUCAGCGCAGGAGCCAUGGAGAACUGGGGACUUGUGACGUACAGAGAGACUGCCCUCCUUUAUGACACCAAGGAAUCUUCCAUUGGCAACAAAGAGAGAGUGCUCACAGUCAUAGCUCAUGAGCUCGCACAUCAGUGGUUUGGGAAUCUUGUAACAAUUCGAUGGUGGAAUGAUCUGUGGCUGAAUGAAGGUUUUGCCUCAUACGUGGAAUAUUUGGGAUCUGACUACGCAGAGCCCACCUGGCACAUAAAAGACCUGAUAGUCCUUGAUGAUCUGCACAGAGUGAUGGGUGUCGAUGCUUUAGCGUCUUCUCAUCCGCUCACUUCAAAGGAAGAAGAUGUGAAUACACCAGAAGAAAUUAGCGCACUUUUUGAUUCCAUCACUUAUAGUAAGGGUGCAGUGGUUAUUCGGAUGUUGUCCUCAUUUCUCACUGAAGAACUUUUUGUAAAGGGACUGAAUGCCUACCUUAAAGAAUUUGAGUAUCAAAAUACAGUGUAUAAUAAUCUGUGGAAUUCCUUACAAGAAGUAACUAAUGAUAAAUCUGUUUACCUUCCAGACUCAAUUGAGAAUAUCAUGAACACUUGGGUCUUGCAGAUGGGUUUCCCAGUGGUGACAAUAAAUACAGUAGAUGGCUCUUUAAUCCAGAAACAUUUUCUUUUGGAUCCUACCUCAACAGUGUCUCGUGCAUCAGAAUUUAACUAUAUAUGGUAUGUUCCUAUUUCAUACAUCACCAAAAAUUCUGGAAAUGGAAAUAUCUGGCUAACAAAAGAAAGAGAGACAAAUAAUUCACUUCAGUUAACUGGAGACAACUGGUUGCUCGCAAACAUUGAUGUGACUGGAUACUACAGGGUUAACUAUGAUGAUGGAAACUGGAACAAAUUGGUUCAGCAGCUGGACACUGACCUUACGCGCAUUCCUGUUAUUAACCGAGCUCAGAUCAUUGAUGAUGCAUUUAAUUUAGCCAGAGCUCAGAUAAUAAGUACUACAAGAGCGCUUGAAACAACAAAAUUUCUGUCCAAGGAUGUGGAGUACAUGCCAUGGCAGGCAGCUGUCAGCAGUCUCAGUUACUUUACACAGAUGUUCGAUCGCUCAGAUGUGUACGGACCAAUGAAGACUUACAUGAAGCAACAGGUUACUCCACUAUUUACUCAUUUUAAAACCCUAACAAGUAACUGGACUGACAGACCUGCCACUUUAACAGAACAAUACAAUGAAAUUAAUGCAGUCAGCAUGGCUUGUAGCUAUGGAAUCCCAGAAUGUGGAGAACUGGCCACCAGACUCUUUAACGAGUGGAGAAAUUCAAAUGUCAAUGGGAUUCAUCCAAAUCUGAGGUCCACCAUCUACUGCAAUGCCAUAGCUCAAGGGGGAGAAGAAGAGUGGAAUUUCUUAUGGGAACAGUUCACGAAGACCACUAAUGCGCAAGAGGCUGACAAACUCCGGGCAGCGCUGGCGUGUAGUAGGGAACCCUGGAUCCUGAAUAGACUUCUGGAGUUUUCCUUGGAUCCCAGCAAAAUCCGCAAACAAGAUACUCUUUCUACAAUUACCAAUGUUGCUAACAAUGUGGUAGGCCAGGACCUUUGCUGGGAAUUUAUUAGCGCCAACUGGGAAACACUUGUGAAAGAGAUUGGAGCUGGAAUGUCCUUUGGUAAUGUGAUUAAUGGAGUAACUAGAAGAUUUUCCACAAAUUUUCAGCUGCAGCAACUUAAUCGGUUUAAACAGCUCAAUACUGAUAACAACAUUGGUUUCGGUACUGCGUCUCGUACUUUGGAGCAAGCUAUAGAGAAGACGAAAGCUAACAUCAUCUGGGUAACUCAGAAUAAAGCUGCUGUACAGCAAUGGUUCGAGAAUGCUAUAAACCCUUAAAGCAGAUGAAAAACACUACUGCACAAUUGUGAAGAGAACGUUUACAAACCACAUGUACCUCCAUAUGUGGUUUUCUAUAAUGUAUAAAGCUACAGAGAAAAGAAAAAUGAUACCAUAGAAAUGUGAUUUCUGUUCUGACAAGAUUCCU
This is a messenger RNA of Bufo bufo (common toad), 3106 nucleotides long. RefSeq names its product aminopeptidase N-like. Gene Ontology annotation, biological process: peptide catabolic process; proteolysis. The transcript is spliced from 22 exons. Gene Ontology annotation, cellular component: cytoplasm. The record is from RefSeq and is a predicted model, not a curated record. Bases 7 to 2958 code for a protein of 983 amino acids. NCBI's taxonomy places the organism in Eukaryota, Metazoa, Chordata, Amphibia, Anura, Bufonidae. Gene Ontology annotation, molecular function: zinc ion binding; metalloaminopeptidase activity; peptide binding.